This is a messenger RNA of Coccomyxa subellipsoidea C-169, 700 nucleotides long. Its product is annotated as UPF0060-domain-containing protein. Bases 23 to 583 code for a protein of 186 amino acids. Gene Ontology annotation, cellular component: membrane. The transcript has 3 exons. The record is from RefSeq and is a predicted model, not a curated record. NCBI's taxonomy places the organism in Eukaryota, Viridiplantae, Chlorophyta, Trebouxiophyceae, Coccomyxaceae.
AGCCAAUGUUGCCACUCUACUGAUGAGCGGUGCAGAGAACGCGAGCAGGCCUGACAACGAAACCACAGAAAGUUCUGUGGUGCAGAUCGAGAGGGAUCCCACUUCUUCUGGGGGACUUCCUACUCAGCCUGCUGUACCAGAGAAAACUUUUUGGACACCUCAAAAGAUUUUAUUUUCAAUAGCUGUUUUCGUUCUGUCGGGAUUUGCUGAAAUUGGAGGUGGCUGGCUAGUCUUUCAAGCAAUACGAACGGGCAAGCCCUUCUGGUGGGGUAUCCUUGGAUCCCUCAUCCUCAUCAUCUAUGGCAUCAUACCCACGCUACAGCCUAUCAGCAACUUUGGGCGUGUCUUUGCGGUGUAUGGAGGGUUUUUCAUUGUCAUGAGCUAUGGCUGGGGCUGGCUCUUGAGCUCAGAACAUCCUGACAAAGGGGACUUUGUAGGGGGCGGCAUAGCAAUAUUUGGAGUCCUGGUAGCUUGGUUCUGGCCGCGCAAGGCACAGAUCCAGGUCACGCCAUCAGCCAACUCAGUGCCCCAGGGUAACCUUGAGUCCCAGCAGCCAUCUGGCAGCCAGCAGUUAGUGAGCUAAGAGGCAGCAUUGUCACUGUAAAGCCCCCUGGGAAGUAUUUCUUCGACUCCGCAAUGCUCGACCUCGGGCCUCCUCUUGACUCCAGAAAGAGCAGCCAGCUAUCUCUGGGGGAACCAG